This is a messenger RNA of Drosophila melanogaster (fruit fly), 1938 nucleotides long. It is a transcript of the gene TfIIFalpha, whose product is annotated as transcription factor IIFalpha. NCBI's taxonomy places the organism in Eukaryota, Metazoa, Arthropoda, Insecta, Diptera, Drosophilidae. Gene Ontology annotation, cellular component: nucleus. The record is from RefSeq and is marked reviewed. Bases 130 to 1863 code for a protein of 577 amino acids. Gene Ontology annotation, biological process: positive regulation of transcription elongation by RNA polymerase II; transcription initiation at RNA polymerase II promoter. The transcript is spliced from 4 exons. Gene Ontology annotation, molecular function: DNA binding.
AACUGCACUUCUGUUAUCGGACAUCGCUAGAAAAUCCAACUUUUCUGCCCGCGCCGCGAAUUGUAAGAGUUUGGGGAAAAGUAUAAAAUAUCCAGAUAGAAGCAACAUAUGAUUAGCAAACAUUAAGCCAUGUCGAGCGCGUCAAAGUCGACGCCGAGCGCUGCCAGCGGGAGCUCCACGUCCGCAGCUGCCGCCGCCGCAGCCUCUGUCGCCUCAGGAUCCGCCUCGUCAUCCGCCAACGUGCAGGAGUUCAAGAUCCGCGUGCCCAAGAUGCCCAAGAAGCACCAUGUGAUGCGGUUCAACGCCACGCUCAAUGUGGAUUUCGCGCAGUGGAGAAAUGUGAAACUGGAGCGGGAAAACAACAUGAAGGAGUUCCGGGGCAUGGAGGAGGAUCAGCCCAAGUUUGGUGCUGGAUCGGAGUACAACCGGGAUCAGCGCGAGGAGGCGCGCCGCAAGAAGUUUGGCAUUAUAGCGAGAAAGUACCGUCCAGAGGCACAGCCAUGGAUCCUUAAAGUGGGUGGCAAGACUGGAAAGAAGUUCAAAGGCAUCCGCGAGGGCGGCGUAGGCGAGAAUGCAGCUUUCUAUGUGUUCACCCAUGCACCAGACGGCGCCAUUGAGGCAUACCCCUUGACCGAGUGGUACAACUUCCAGCCUAUUCAGCGCUACAAAUCGCUGUCGGCGGAGGAGGCCGAACAGGAAUUUGGUCGGCGCAAAAAGGUGAUGAACUACUUCUCCCUUAUGUUGCGAAAGCGUCUGCGCGGCGAUGAGGAAGAGGAGCAGGAUCCGGAGGAGGCUAAGCUAAUUAAGGCAGCCACCAAAAAAUCCAAGGAGCUCAAGAUCACUGACAUGGAUGAAUGGAUUGAUUCCGAGGAUGAGUCGGAUUCGGAGGACGAGGAGGAUAAAAAGAAGAAGGAGCAGGAAGACAGCGACGAUGGCAAGGCCAAGGGAAAGGGCAAGAAGGGCGCAGACAAGAAAAAGAAAAAGAGGGAUGUUGAUGACGAGGCCUUCGAGGAGUCGGACGAUGGUGACGAGGAGGGCAGAGAAAUGGACUACGACACCAGCUCCAGUGAAGACGAACCAGAUCCAGAGGCAAAGGUGGACAAGGACAUGAAAGGCGUGGCCGAGGAAGAUGCGCUCCGCAAGCUGCUUACCUCCGAUGAAGAGGAGGAUGAUGAGAAGAAGUCUGAUGAGUCGGACAAGGAGGAUGCCGACGGCGAGAAAAAAAAGAAGGAUAAGGGCAAGGACGAGGUAUCCAAGGACAAAAAGAAGAAGAAACCCACAAAGGACGACAAGAAGGGCAAGUCGAAUGGCAGCGGUGACUCGUCCACAGACUUCAGCUCUGACAGCACAGACUCCGAGGACGACCUUAGCAACGGACCGCCCAAGAAGAAGGUCGUCGUCAAGGACAAAGACAAGGAAAAGGAAAAGGAGAAAGAGAGCGCUGCGAGCAGCAAGGUCAUCGCCAGCAGCAGCAAUGCCAAUAAAUCUCGCUCGGCCACUCCAACGCUCUCGACGGAUGCCAGCAAGCGCAAGAUGAACAGCUUACCCAGCGAUCUCACCGCUUCGGACACAAGCAACAGUCCCACCAGCACGCCAGCAAAGAGGCCUAAGAACGAGAUUAGCACAUCGCUGCCCACUUCCUUCUCUGGCGGCAAAGUAGAGGACUACGGCAUCACCGAGGAGGCGGUGCGUCGGUAUCUUAAGCGAAAGCCCCUGACCGCCACCGAGUUGCUCACCAAGUUCAAGAACAAGAAGACGCCUGUCUCCAGCGACCGUUUGGUCGAGACCAUGACGAAAAUCCUGAAGAAGAUCAAUCCCGUCAAGCACACCAUCCAGGGGAAAAUGUAUCUCUGGAUCAAGUAGCCCGCAGUCAUGUGAUUUUAAUGUUUCAUAACUCAAAUGCAUUAUUGUUCAACACAAAAUAUAAACGCACCACUG